AUGAUUAAGUUCAAGAAUAAAUUAAACUUUGUAUUGAUUGGUUUGAUUCUCAUUUUUUAUUUGAUUGGAAUUGUAGAAUCAAAAAAUAACAAUGGGAAGCAUAAAACUCAAAAAUCUUUCAUUUAGUAGAAGAAUGUCUUAAAAAAAAAAAUUUACUCAAUUCCUUUAACUAAAAAGCUUCCCUCAUAAGAAUAUCAAAUCGAGACUCUAAAUAUUUUGAAAGAGCAUCAAGCUUUACUUUUGUAAAUGAAAACAUUUUCUUAUUUAGAAAUGGAUUCUAAUAAGCAAAUAGUAAAAAAAUAAAAGCAAUUCAACAGUUUUUUGCAAACAGAUUUGAAAAUGCUAAAAUAAAAGCAAUCUUUAGAGCUUAGAAAUAGAGAUAAUUCUUUUUUUACUGGAAGAAUAGAAGUAGGAAAAUAGCCUUUUGAUGUUAUUUUCGAUACUGGAAGUGCUUUUGUUUUUAUAAAUAGCGACUAUUGUGCAGAAUGCAUGCAAGAUCAUCACUAUUACACUGAAACAAAAACUUUGGAAGAAACUAAUUUAGACAUCACUGUUUAAUUUGGUACUGGUUAGUUAUCAGGUCUUUUAAGCAAAGAUAUAAUAAGUCUAGGAGAAAUAGAAUUAGAAAAAGGUGUUUUCGCAUAGAUUACUUAGCAAGAUGGAAGCUUAUUUAAAUCUCAUUUUGAUGGUAUUGUUGGUUUAUCUGCCCUAGAUUUAUCUGAAGAAUCCCCUUCUUUACUAUCAUAAUUAAAUAAUUCUGGACAACUAGAACAUAAUGUAGUUUCAUUCUUCUUAGAAAGAGACGAAACUGGUUCUUAAAUAAUUCUAGGAGGAGUAGACAAAGACAAAUAUGAUGGUGAAAUUUAGUACCAUCCAAGAAUUGAUGAGACUAAUUUUUGGACUCUCCCUUGCAAAUAAAUUAAGGUUGGUAAUGAGGAUACAGGUUUAUGCUCUGAAAGCAACAUUUGCAGAUUAAUUGUAGACUCUGGUACUUCUUUGUUCACUGGUCCUCAUGAUUCAGUUGCAGUUCUCUUGAAUAAGUUAAAUAAAAAUGAAGAAGGUUGUAAAAAUUUGUAUGAUUUGCCUACAAUUACCUUUGUUGUUGAAGACUCUGAAUACACAGUUUAUCCUAAUGAAUACAUAAUAACUUCUACAAUCACCCAUAGCGAUCCUUUUUAUGAGCAUUCAGAUAUUGAUAUAAUAGUUGAGUGCAUGGUUUCAUUUUAUGGGCUUUAAGUUAAUGAUCAAGGAGAAAGUUAAAAUACUUGGAUUCUUGGAGAUGUUUUUAUGGGUAAAUAUUAUACUGUUUUUGAUAGUGAAAAUAAAAGAAUAGGAUUAGCUAAAUCUAUAAACUAUGCAUCUUAUAUUCACUGA
Molecule: messenger RNA, 1374 nt
Organism: Tetrahymena thermophila SB210
Lineage: Eukaryota; Ciliophora; Oligohymenophorea; Hymenostomatida; Tetrahymenidae
Product: eukaryotic aspartyl protease
Exons: 5
Biological process (GO): proteolysis
Molecular function (GO): aspartic-type endopeptidase activity
Source: RefSeq, a predicted model, not a curated record